Messenger RNA from Fukomys damarensis (Damara mole-rat), 6806 nucleotides. RefSeq names its product plexin A3 (gene Plxna3). Bases 227 to 5965 code for a protein of 1912 amino acids. Gene Ontology annotation, cellular component: semaphorin receptor complex. NCBI's taxonomy places the organism in Eukaryota, Metazoa, Chordata, Mammalia, Rodentia, Bathyergidae. The record is from RefSeq and is a predicted model, not a curated record. Gene Ontology annotation, molecular function: semaphorin receptor activity; protein binding. The transcript is spliced from 33 exons. Gene Ontology annotation, biological process: positive regulation of axonogenesis; semaphorin-plexin signaling pathway involved in axon guidance; regulation of GTPase activity.
CUCAGUCCCCUGAACCGCUACCUCUGGACCUGCAGGGCAGCUGGGCGCCUGUCCUCCUGUGCCUGAGCAGAGUGUGACUUCUGUCUGUCUCAGCACAUGGUGUGGAGGCAGGCACGACUUGCUUUGCGCUCCAUUCCAAGAGGCCCUGCUGCCUGUCUUCCCACAUGUGACUUUGCUGUCCCUUGGGUGUGGCCUGGCUGAGGCCUGUCCACAGUGGCUGCCGGCCAUGCUCCCUCUGUGCCUUGUCUCACUUUUCCUUCUGGUGGCCAAGGGAGCAGGCGGUGGCAGGCCCUUCCGUGCCUUCAUGGUGACAGAUACCACGCUCACCCACCUGGCCGUGCACCGAGUGACUGGGGAGGUGUUUGUGGGUGCAGUGAACCGAGUCUUCAAGCUGGCCCCCAACCUGACUGAGCUGCGGGCCCAUGUGACGGGGCCCGUGGAAGACAAUGCCCGUUGCUACCCACCCCCGAGCAUGCGUGUGUGUGCCCACCGUCUGGUGCCUGUGGACAAUGUGAACAAGUUACUGCUCAUAGACUAUGCGGCCCGUCGCCUGGUGGCCUGUGGCAGCAUCUGGCAGGGGAUCUGCCAGUUCCUGCGCCUGGAUGACCUCUUCAAGCUGGGGGAGCCACACCACCGGAAGGAGCACUACCUGUCAGGGUCACAAGAGCCAGACUCCAUGGCUGGGGUCAUCGUGGAGCAGGGCCAGGGUCCCAGCAAGCUGUUUGUGGGCACUUCUGUGGAUGGCAAGUCAGAGUACUUCCCCACCUUGAGCUCCCGCAAGCUCAUCGGCGAUGAGGACAGUGACGACAUGUUUAGUCUGGUAAACCAGGACGAGUUUGUGUCCUCGCAGAUCAAGAUCCCCUCUGACACUCUGUCACUGUACCCUGCCUUUGACAUCUACUACAUCUACGGCUUUAUGAGCAUGUCCUUCGUGUACUUCCUGACUCUGCAGCUGGACACCCAGCAGACGCUGCUGGACACGGCAGGCGAGAAGUUCUUCACUUCCAAGAUCGUGCGCAUGUGUGCAGGGGACUCAGAGUUCUACUCGUAUGUGGAGUUUCCCAUCGGCUGCUCCUGGCGCGGUGUGGAGUACCGCUUGGUGCAGAGCGCCCACCUGGCCAAACCUGGCCUGCUGCUGGCCCAGGCACUGGGUGUGCCAGCCGACGAGGAUGUCCUCUUCACCAUCUUCUCCCAGGGCCAGAAGAACCGGGCCAGCCCACCUCGGCAGACCGUUCUCUGCCUCUUUACACUCAGCAACAUCAAUGCCCAUAUCCGGCACCGCAUCCAGUCCUGCUACCGUGGGGAGGGCACCCUGGCCCUGCCCUGGCUACUGAACAAAGAGCUGCCCUGCAUCAACACUCCCAUGCAGAUCAAUGGAAACUUCUGUGGGCUUGUCCUGAACCAGCCCUUGGGCGGCCUGCAUGUGAUCGAGGGGCUGCCCCUGUUGGCCGACAGCACUGAUGGCAUGGCCAGCGUGGCCGCCUACACCUACCACCAGCACUCUGUGGUGUUCAUCGGCACACGCAGUGGCAGUCUGAAGAAGGUGCGAGUCGAUGGCUCCCAAGACGCCCACCUGUACGAGACGGUCCCCGUGGUGGAUGGCAGCCCCAUCCUGCGAGACCUGCUCUUCAGCCCCGACCACCGGCACGUCUACCUCCUGAGUGAGAAGCAGGUGAGCCGGCUACCGGUGGAGACCUGCGAACAGUACCCAAGCUGUGUGGCCUGCCUGGGCUCUGGAGACCCGCACUGUGGCUGGUGCGUGCUACAGCAUAGGUGCUGCCGGGAAGGGGCCUGUCUGGGUGCCUCCACCCCUAAUGGCUUUGCCGAGGAGCUGAGCAAGUGUGUCCAGGUGCGGGUCCGGCCCAACAAUGUGUCGGUGACAUCACCCGGGGUGCAGCUGACAGUGGCCCUGCACAAUGCGCCAGACCUCAGCGCAGGAGUGAGCUGCACCUUCGGUGAGGCGACAGAGAAUGAGGCCGUCCUGCUGGCCUCAGGGGAGCUGCGCUGCAACUCGCCCUCCCUCCAGGAGCUGCAAGCUCUCACCAGAGGGCAUGGGGCCACCCACACCGUGCGGCUGCAGCUGCUGGCCAAGGAGACCGGGGUGAAGUUUGCUGGUGCUGACUUUGUCUUCUACAACUGCAGUGUUCUCCAUUCGUGCAUGUCCUGCGUGGGCAGCUCUUACCCCUGCCACUGGUGUAAGUACCGCCACGUGUGUACCAGCCACCCUCAAGAGUGCUCCUUCCAAGAGGGCAGGGUCCACAGCCCUGAGGUGAGGCGGGUGCAGUGUGUUGCACAAGGGCUGUGCUGGGAGCCACUGAAUUCUGUGUGCACAGCGUUGCAGGCCUGGUUGCUGCUGAUGCUGCUCUCCCCCCAGGGCUGCCCCGAGCUCCUACCUCGAGGGGACCUCCUGAUCCCCGUGGGUGUCAUGCAGCCCCUCACCCUUCGAGCAAAGAACCUGCCGCAGCCACAGUCGGGCCAGAAGAACUACGAGUGUGUGGUACGGGUGCAGGGGCGGCAGCAGCGGGUGCCCGCUGUGCGCUUCAACAGCAGCAGCGUGCAAUGCCAAAAUGCUUCGUACUCCUAUGAAGGUGACGAGUAUGGCGACACUGAGCUGGACUUCUCUGUGGUCUGGGAUGGAGAUUUCCCCAUUGACAAGCCUCCCAGCUUCCGAGUGCCCCAUGUGCCCACAGCCCUUCUGUACAAGUGCUGGGCGCAGCGGCCCAGCUGUGGCCUCUGCCUCAAAGCCGACCCUCGCUUCAACUGUGGCUGGUGUGUCUCGGAGCACAGGUGCCAGCUGCGGGCACACUGCCCUGCCCCCAAAACCAACUGGAUGCACCCGAGCCAGAAGGGCACCCGGUGCAGCCACCCCCGCAUCAGCCAGAUCCACCCACUCAUGGGGCCCAAGGAGGGGGGCACCCGGGUCACCAUCGUGGGCGAGAACCUGGGCCUCGCCUCACGGGAGGUCAGCCUGCGGGUGGCUGGUGUGCGCUGCAACUCCAUCCCCACCGAGUAUGUCAGCGCUGAGAGGAUUGUCUGUGAGAUGGAGGAGUCGCUGGUGCCCAGACCACUGCCAGGGCCUGCUGAACUCUGUGUCGGUGACUGUUCUUCCGAUUUCCGCACACAAUCUGAGCAGCUGUACAGCUUUGUGACCCCAACCUUUGACCGGGUGAGUCCCACUCGGGGCCCAGCCUCAGGGGGCACACGGCUCACCAUUUCCGGCCACUCUCUGGAUGCUGGCAGCAGUGUGACUGUGACUGUGAGAGAUGGCGAGUGCCAGUUUGUCAGGAGAGGUGCUGAGGCAAUCGUGUGUAUCUCGCCUGUCUCCACCCUGGGUCCCAGCCAGGCCCCCAUCACCCUUGCCAUCGAUCGCGCCAACAUCUCCAGCCCUGGGGUCAUCUACACCUACACUCAGGACCCCACCGUCACGCGCCUUGAGCCCACAUGGAGCAUCAUUAAUGGAAGCACUGCCAUCACUGUGAGCGGGACCCACCUGCUGACAGUUCAGGAGCCCCGGGUGCGCGCCAAGUACCGUGGCAUUGAGACCACCAAUACAUGCCAGGUGAUCAAUGACACUGCCAUGCUAUGCAAGGCCCCGGGCAUUUUCCUUGGGCGGCCCCAGCCCCGGGCACAAGGCGAGCAUCCGGAUGAGUUUGGCUUCCUGCUAGACCAUGUGCAGACGGCCCGUUCCCUCAACCGAUCCUCCUUCACCUACUACCCUGACCCCAGCUUUGAGCCACUCGGGCCCUCUGGGGUCCUGAACGUCAAGCCGGGAUCCCACGUUGUGCUGAAGGGCAAGAAUCUGAUCCCCGCAGCAGCCGGCAGCUCCCGCCUCAACUACACAGUGCUGAUUGGGGGCCAGCCAUGUGCACUCACGGUGUCUGACACGCAGCUGCUGUGUGACUCGCCCCAUCAGACCGGCCGCCAGUCUGUCAUGGUGCUGGUGGGUGGCCUGGAGUUCUGGCUGGGCACCCUGCACAUCACGGCAGAGAGGGCACUCACGCUGCCUGCCCUGGUGGGGCUGGCGGCGGGCGGCGGGCUCCUGCUGCUGGCCAUCGCUGCUGUGCUGGUUGCCUACAAACGCAAGACGCAGGACGCUGACCGCACGCUCAAGCGGCUGCAGCUGCAAAUGGACAACCUGGAGUCCCGUGUGGCGCUGGAGUGCAAGGAAGCCUUUGCCGAGCUGCAGACAGACAUCCAUGAGCUGACGAAUCACAUGGACGGCGUGCAGAUCCCCUUCCUGGACUACCGCACCUACGCUGUGCGCGUGCUCUUUCCGGGCAUUGAGGCCCACCCAGUGCUCAAGGAGCUGGAUACCCCGCCCAAUGUGGAGAAGGCCCUGCGCCUCUUUGGGCAGCUGCUGCACAGCCGCGCCUUUGUCCUCACUUUCAUCCACACGCUGGAGGCCCAGAGCAGCUUCUCCAUGCGCGACCGCGGCACUGUGGCCUCACUUACCAUGGUGGCGCUGCAGAGCCGGCUCGACUACGCCACUGGGCUGCUCAAGCAGCUGCUGGCUGACCUCAUAGAGAAGAACCUGGAGAGCAAGAACCAUCCGAAGCUGCUGCUGCGCAGGACAGAGUCAGUGGCAGAGAAGAUGCUGACCAACUGGUUUACGCUCCUGCUGUACAAGUUCCUGAAGGAGUGCGCGGGGGAGCCGCUCUUCCUGCUGUACUGCGCCAUCAAGCAACAGAUGGAGAAGGGCCCCAUCGACGCCAUCACUGGUGAGGCCCGCUACUCUCUGAGUGAGGACAAGCUCAUCCGGCAGCAGAUCGACUACAGGACGCUGACACUGCAUUGUGUGUGCCCGGAGAGCCAGGGCGGCAGCCAGGUCCCGGUGAAGGUGCUCAAUUGUGACAGCGUUACCCAGGCCAAAGACAAGCUGCUGGAUGCUGUAUACAAGGGUAUCCCCUACUCGCAGCGCCCCAAAGCUGAGGACAUGGACCUGGAGUGGCGCCAGGGCCGCAUGGCCCGCAUCAUCCUCCAGGAUGAGGACGUCACCACCAAGAUCGAGUGUGACUGGAAGAGGGUCAACUCUCUGGCCCACUACCAGGUGACAGAUGGUUCCUUAGUAGCCCUGGUGCCCAAACAAGUGUCUGCCUACAACAUGGCCAACUCCUUUACCUUCACACGUUCCCUCAGCCGUUACGAGAGCUUGCUCCGUACCACCAGCAGCCCGGACAGCCUCCGCUCACGGGCACCCAUGAUCACACCUGACCAGGAGACGGGCACCAAGCUGUGGCACCUGGUGAAGAACCAUGACCAUGCCGACCACCGGGAGGGGGACCGUGGCAGCAAGAUGGUUUCAGAGAUCUACCUAACACGUCUGCUGGCCACCAAGGGCACACUGCAGAAGUUUGUGGACGACCUCUUUGAGACCGUGUUCAGCACAGCCCACCGUGGCUCGGCACUGCCCCUAGCCAUCAAGUAUAUGUUCGACUUCCUGGACGAGCAGGCAGACCAGCGGCAGAUCAGCGACCCCGACGUGCGCCAUACCUGGAAGAGCAACUGCCUGCCCCUGCGCUUCUGGGUGAAUGUGAUCAAGAACCCGCAGUUCGUGUUUGACAUCCACAAGAACAGUAUCACGGACGCCUGCCUGUCAGUCGUGGCCCAGACCUUCAUGGACUCCUGUUCCACCUCGGAACACCGACUGGGCAAGGACUCGCCUUCCAACAAGCUGCUUUACGCCAAGGACAUCCCCAGCUACAAGAGCUGGGUGGAGAGGUACUACCGAGACAUCUCGAAGAUGGCGUCUAUCAGCGACCAGGACAUGGACGCUUACCUGGUGGAGCAGUCCCGUCUGCACGCCAGUGACUUCAAUGUUCUAAGUGCACUCAGCGAACUCUACUUCUACGUCACCAAGUACCGCCAGGAGCUCCUCAGCGCCCUGGACAGAGACGCCUCUUGUCGGAAGCACAAGCUGCGCCAGAAGCUGGAGCUGAUCAUCAGCCUGGGGUCCAGCAGCAGCUGAGGGUUGGGGAAUCGGCGAGGAGGGGCCUCCCGACACGGGCAGGGGCUGGCUCCAGCCUGGGGCCCCAGGUGUCGUGGGGGAGGCCACCAGGCCAACAUGACCCUAGCGUACCGGGGCCCCUUCCUUAGUGCCUUGCUUUGGGCCCUGCAGGGGGAGGUGGUCAAAGGACCAAGCCCUCUACCCUAGCAUCAGCAAUACCCCACCCUCCUGGCCCUGUGCCCAUGGGUUGGAAAUGCCCCACCCUCCGUGCUGCUUGCACCUUGACCACCUAUUUAUUAAAUUCAUGUCCACCUGGAGCUCCACCUGUAAACAUGUGUCCUCUGGGGGAAGUUGCCAUCCCAUGGCUCUCCGUCCCUGACACACCUGGACCCAGCUGCUGGCACCUUGUCUGGCCCUGGCUGGCCCACUGAUAUCCAGAAGGGUGCCUGGUGGCCUGCAGUGCUCAGAGAGGAGUAAUGCCCUCCCACGGGCUGUGGCGAGCCAGGACACGGCAUCCGUCCCUUCCAAGGGUGUCUGGGGACACCGCUGUCUCUGAGCACCAAGGGCCUGGAGUCAGGCUUGGGCCAGGCUCCGUCCUGGGCCUGGGCGUUGCCCCCUCGGCCAAACGUCCUUAGCGUUGACUGUCGGCCCAUGGGCAGCCGGAGCCCCUACCCCAGGUUCAGCUGCCCUGGGGAGCCCCACCCCGGGCCCCCGGCGUUAUCACCUUCCUGUCUCCCACUACCUGCCUUCUGCUCCUGCUCCUCUGAGGACCCUGGCCCAUCUGUCUCUCUAUCCUGCACUCCACUCUUCCUCCUUGGUCACCUGAGCUCUCUGGCGGCGCCAUGACAUGUCCUGAUUAAAC